Messenger RNA from Thelazia callipaeda (thelaziosis nematode), 3150 nucleotides. Lineage: Eukaryota; Metazoa; Nematoda; Chromadorea; Rhabditida; Thelaziidae. The record is from the annotation of a GenBank genome assembly.
CUGGAUAAAAACUAUUCGUUUACCUUCAAAAAAAGUGCAAAGUAUUGUGACAAAUUACUCAGACAACACUUAUAUGUUCAGAAGGUAUUAUUGAUUUUUCAAUUAUUUUGUAAUAAAAAAAUCAAUGUUAUAUUUUCAAGCAUUGCAAGAUUUGAAUUUUCAGAAAGAUUAUUUCAUAUAAAUCAAAUUCCUAAUGUUAGUCCAACUGGUCGAUUCACCACUGCAGGACCAUUUCUUAUCAUUUUAUUUGUUUCGGCUAUGAAAGAAAUAUUUGAAGAUAUUAAGAGAAGAAAAUCUGAUCAAAAAGUUAAUAAUUAUCGUGCAGCAGUAAUCAGAGACCACAAAUGGACAUAUUGUUUAUGGAAGGAUUUGCAAGUGGGUGACAUUGUGAGAGUGGAAAGUGGUCAAAUGUUUCCUGCGGACAUGGUUCUGUUGUCAUCUAGCGAACCGCUAGGGAUGGCUUAUAUUGAAACGUCAAAUUUGGAUGGGGAAACAAAUUUGAAAAUUCGACAGGGGCUUCAAAUUACUUCAAAUCUAAUAGCAACUGAAGCAAUUGGAAAUUUUCAGUGCGAGGUUGAAUGUGAACAUCCAAGUCGUGAUGUAAACGAGUUUACGGGGACGUUGCAUUUAAAUGAUUUGUAUCGCCCUUUAAGCAUUACUCAGUUGUUAUUGCGUGGUGCUCGAUUAAAAAAUACGCAUUGGAUAUGUGGAGCAGUGUUAUAUACUGGACAUGACGCAAAACUUUUAAUGAAUUCCACGACUGCUCCUUUGAAACAAUCUAGAAUUGAUGUUAUUACUAAUCAACGAAUUUUAUUUUUAUUUUUCGUGCUUAUUGUUCUCUCAUUGGUAAGCGCUACAGGAGCUGAGAUAUUUUUAGAGCGAGGAUUUCUCGGCUUUUUCUGGAAUAUAAUAACUUUCUUUAUUUUAUACAAUAACUUGAUUCCCAUUUCAUUGCAAGUUACGCUGGAAUUAGUGCGAUUUUUCCAAGCAAUGUUAAUAAGUAAUGAUAUUGCCAUGUACGAUGAGCAGUCAGACAGUUGUGCGGUAGCAAGAACGUCAAAUUUAAACGAGGAAUUGGGACAGGUGAAAUUUAUAAUGAGCGAUAAAACCGGAACGUUAACUCGUAAUAUUAUGAAAUUCAAAAAGUGCUCAGUAGGAGGUAUAAGUUUUGGAAGUGAUGAAGCAGACUCCUUUGAAGAUCGUGGUUUGUUGGAACUCAUUGGAACAUCAAAAGAAUUUCUUCGAAUGAUGGCCAUUUGUCACACGGUUGUACCAGAAUUUGGAAAAGAUGGAAUGAUACAUUAUCAAGCUUCUUCACCUGAUGAAGGAGCACUUGUUCGUGCUGCUGCAUCCCUUGGAUUUGUGUUUCAGACGAGAAAACCACAGAGUAUUCUUCUUGGUAAUCUUAAAACUUAUAAAAUCUUGAAUGUAUUGGAAUUCACGAGUGAUAGGAAAAGAAUGGGUGUUGUUAUCCAGUGUCCUGAUGGUGUCCUUAAAUUAUAUGUCAAAGGAGCGGACACAGUGGUUUUUCAGAGAUUAUGUGACAAUUCACCAGAUCUUAAUAACUGUACUAGCCACUUAUUAGAUUAUGCAUCGAAAGGUUAUCGAACUCUUUGUUUUGCGAUGCGAAUAUUGAAGUCUAGUGAAUACAAAAAAUGGGCAAAAGAAUUUGAAGAUGCUUCUAUUUCUAUUGAUAAACGAAAAGAGAAAUUGGCUGAAUGUGCAGACAAAAUUGAAAAAAAUCUUACUUUAAUUGGUGCAUCUGCAAUUGAAGAUAAACUCCAAGAAUAUGUACCGGAAACAGUUGCUGCAUUGCACGUUGCCCAAAUACGUAUAUGGAUGUUAACUGGAGAUAAACGUGAAACUGCUAUCAAUAUAGCUCGUUCAGCAGGUAUUAUCCAUUCAGAGAUGAAGUGUUGGUUGAUCGAUAUUAAUUCAAGUGGGGAAGUUUUUGAAAAACUUUGUGAGUACAACAUUGGCAUUCAGGCAUCUGCUGUUCAAAAUGCUCUAAUUAUUGAUGGCUGUACGUUGAGAUACAUCAUUGAAUCGAAAUGUAGAGAAGUUUUUGGUAAAUUAGCUAUAAUAUGCUCUGCAGUGGUAUGCUGUAGAAUGACGCCAAUGCAAAAGGCCGAGGUUGUUGAAAUGGUUCGCGAAGUUGGAAAUCAUGUAGUUUUAGCAGUUGGUGAUGGUGCAAAUGAUGUAGCUAUGAUACAAGCUGCUAAUGUUGGUGUUGGAAUAUUUGGCGAAGAAGGAUUACAAGCCGCAUCUGCCAGUGAUUAUGCUAUUGCACAAUUUCAUUUUUUGCGUAGGCUUUUGCUGGUUCAUGGUGCAUGGAGUUAUGAACGAGGUGUCAAGGUGAUAUUGUAUUGUUUUUACAAAAAUAUUUGUUUAUAUUUGAUUGAAUUAUGGUUUGCAAUAUAUUCCGCUUUCUCUGGCCAGACAAUAUUUGAAAGAUGGACCAUUGCUCUAUUUAAUGUGGCAUUCACGGCAUUACCCCCUAUAAUACUUGGAUUGUUUGAUAGACCACUCUCGGAUCAAAUGAUGCUUUCUUACCCAGGAUUAUAUGAAAGUUUUCACAAACGAGCAUUUACUGUUUGUCAGUUUUUAGAAUGGGUUGGUUUGGCGGCGUGGCAUUCUUUGCUUCUUUUUUUUUUAUCAUAUCUGUUUCUUCAUAAUGCUGUAGUAUGGCCCAACGGUAGAGUAGGUGGUUGGUUGAUGUUGGGAAAUUCGUGCUAUACGUUUGUUGUUACUACAGUUUGUUUAAAAGCUUUAUUGGAAUCCGAUUCGUGGACCGUAGUUACAGUAUGUUCUUGCAUUGGCUCAGUUAUGCUAUGGUUUAUUUUUCUUCCUGUUUACUCAUUUUUGGAAGAAUAUGUAAUCUUUCUCUGGCCUCUUUUUCCGAUUGGAGAACAAAUGUGUGGUAUGGCGUAUAUACUUUUGAGUUCAUCAUCUUUUUGGCUUGCAUUCAUUUUUAUUCCAAUAAUCACUUUAUUAACUGAUUUAGUCAUUAAAACGAUUCGGGUUACUUUGGCGCCGACUCCAAGAGAAAUGGCUUAUUCACAUGAUCAAUUCAAGAAGCAGAAACGUGAUUUGUAUUGCGAAUUAGACUGGUAUUUUUUAUCUAACGUCAUUCGAUGUUACGGCACGUAA